GCUUGGGUCGGCUGGCGCCCUCGCCGACCGCGAUUUCUCCAUCGGGGACGGCUCGUUCGACGGCGUCGGCAGCAUCGUCGGCUGGGACCCCCACGGGAACGAGGCCGACGUAGAGGACUGCUUCUACAACUUUGCGAUCGACGGCCUGGCUGAAUGGUUCGGUUUCGACGACCCGCUGCCGGUUGUGACGAUCAGGGACAUAUGGCAUCAACAUCGCGCCUUCUGGGACCCGGACCUGAACAGGAUGGUCUCGGCGGAGGACGACAUGGUGCUCUACCCGUGUACGCGUGCUAUGUGUAUGGGGUGGUCUUUGGCCUUGCAUUUCGCGCAGGAGGCCGUCUCAGCAACGACGGCUCGGGCCCUUCGGCCCCGCCCGACCGCGGAGCCGGCCACGGUGAGGGAGCACCAUCUGGCCCCCGACCUCUGCGAGUCCAAGGUGAUGGGCAGCGUCUACGUUGACAACAUUAUUGUCCUGGGCCGCGAUGCGCCUCUGGCUCGUGAGACUGCUUCCGCCCUGCGUGCCGAGGCUCAGCCCUGCGGCCUUCCUGUCGCUAGGAGUUGCCCGGACGCGGUCACCCACUUCCAGACGGUCGAGGUCGAGAUCGACCUCAAGAGGGGGCGCCUUCGGAAGAAAGCCUCCCGAGUCUGGCUCUUCGACCUGGCCAUUCGGGCUCUACUGGCACGGGGAAGGAUGCGUGGUGAGCUCAUGGAGGUCUGGCUCGGCCACGCGGUCUCGCUGCUUAUGCUGGCCAGGCCCGGCUACGCGGUCGUGCAGGAGAUGCGCAUCGUGGUCGGGCUCGUCUGGCUGACAGAGGUCGACUUGGCCGCGCCCUAUGCGCCUCACGUGUGCGCCAGCGACUCCGCCGACCACGGGCACGGGCUCAUGCACAAGAGGGCCUCCGAGAGCGAGCUGCGCUCCGCCUGCCGCUGGAAGGAGAAGUGGAGCUUCAGGCGGCACCUCCUGGGGCCCCGCGUGGGCCUCGUCUCUCCGGCAGACGUUGCCGACAUGGGGGGCCAC
This is a messenger RNA of Prorocentrum cordatum, 1018 nucleotides long. Lineage: Eukaryota; Dinophyceae; Prorocentrales; Prorocentraceae. The record is from the annotation of a GenBank genome assembly.